UAACGCGAACGGAAAAGCAUUAUAAGUAUUUUUUCCUUCAUCCAAAAUAGUGCUAUAUCCAAUCCACAAUACUUCACCACUUCUAAGUCUUUGACGUUUCGUGGCCUUGUUGUUUACGAUUCGGACCUAGAAAGGUUUUGUCAGCUUUCGGACUUCGCCAACUUUUCAUGGGUAGUUUGAUUUAAUUCAAAAUGUGGGGUACGCAUGCGUGGGAAAGUGUGCUGCUUUAUGACUUAAUGGCGACACUGUGGCAGAAAUUAUUUCCGAGAUUUCUCCAGUAUUAUUUCUUCUAGGAAAGACUUCCGAAAGAAAUCACAGGAAAAGUUCUUCGAGGAAUCCACGUAAGAGUUCCGGAAGAAAUUCCGGACAGAAGUCCAGAAGAAUUUCCCGAAGGAACCUCAAAAGGAGUUCCCGAAAAAAUCCUGGAAGUAUAUCCUGGAGGAAUCCCGAAAGGAAAUCAAAAAGCAGAAGCAGUCCCCGACAGAAUUCCGGAAGGAGUUCCUGGAGGGAUCCCGGAGAAGAUACUGAAAGAAGUUCUCGCCAAAAUUCUUGUAGGAUUCCUGGAAAGAUCUCAGAAAGAAUACCUGAAAAAAUCCAUGGAAUUUCUGGAAGCAAUCCCUGACGGAUUUUUAGAAAGAGAUUCUGAAGGAAUCUUUGGAUUAGUUCUUGAGGAAAUUCCCGAAAGAAUUCCUAAAUAGAGGAAUUCCGGGUGAAAUUGCUGGAAUUUCCAGGAACACUUUCUGGAAGUCCAACAAAACUUCUAAAGGAAUUCCAAAAGAAACUGUUGGAAGAACCUCGGAUGGGAUUCCUGGAUGAUUCCCGGAUUUCAUUGAGAAAUCCCGGAAGAAAUCUCAUGAAGUUCCAGAAGGAAUCUUGGAAGGAGUUUCUGGAGAAAUCCCAGAUGGAACCUUUUAAGAAUCUCAGAAGGGAUCCCAGUGGAAAUUUCUAAAGGAACCCCAAAAAAAAACUCAGAUUGAGCUUCCUGAGGAAUCACAAAAGGAAAUCCUGGAGGGAUCCUUGAAUAAAGUUGUGGAAAAACAACUAACAAAUGGAGAAAAAUGAAGGGGUAAUCCUAGAAAGAAUUCCUGAAGGAAUCUCAAAAUUUAUUUAUAGAGAAGUUUCGGAAGGAAUUUUGAUGUAAUCUAGGAGCAGAUUGUGCUCCUGAAGUAAUCUUAAAAUGUAUUACUUAAGAAAUCCCAGAAAGGAUCUCUGGAAGAAUCCUGAAAGAACUUCCUCGAGGAAUCCUAGCAAGAGCUCUUGGGGGAAUUCUAGACGUAAUUUUUUAAGAAUCUCAUAAGAAAUAAACCCCUGCAAAAAUCUCAUGAAGCACUCCCUAGGAAUCCCAAAGAAACUCCAGUAAAGUCCUGAAACAAAUUUGUGGAGAAACCGUGAAGGAUCUGUUGGAGGUAUCCCGGAUGGAUCCCAGAAGGACCUCCUGGAGAGGUGCCACCGCUCGGCUUCAAGCGUUUCUCACGGGAUUUUCUCGGAGAUCUUUUCAAAAUGUAUAGAAAGGUUGUUCAUGAAUUUCACUUAGUGGUUUUCUGGAAUAGCUUUCCAACAAUUUCCAACAAACGAGAGAAAAAGAAACACGAGAAAAUCUAAGAAAAUCUAAGCAAUUCCGCGACACAAUCUGAUGUCCUGAAUCCUGGAAGAAAUUCCACAAAAAAAUCUUUGGGCAAAUUUCUCCACAACAUUUAGCAUGAAAAUUGUUAGAAAUUUCAACUCUAGAAAAAAGAUGAUUAGCGGCAGUAUAGACAGACAUUACAGGCGUUGGCGUCCUAAACAAUUUGAUUUUACUGUAAAAAGUUAUCGAAUUUUCAAGCGGUUAUCGUAUAAUUUCAGUUUUAAUCAUGUGAAUGGAAUCGUACUAAAAACUUUUCAGACUUUCGAAAGUGAGCAAAAAGUUCGUCUGAAAAAAAAACACGGAAAAUUGUGAAAGCAGGUCUUACGCCCUAUCGAUCAGUUCGUAGCCAACAACAAUCUAUAGCUAAUUAUUAAUUGCCUUGGCUUUAUCUUCCCAGACGUUUACUGCCUCAUCAAAGGAAAUCAAAACAAAACAUCAAAAAAAUCGUCAGGCGUAACCAUUUAUGAGCCCCUACUGUAAUCAAACUGUGUAUACGUAGUGGUAGAAUCACGCUGACGUUCGGAUACGAACGAACACUGCAAGAAAUACUGUGAGAAGAUAGCACAAAUACAAAUUUAUUUUAUGAUGAAAAGUAAACACUGCUAAGAAUUUAAACAUUUCAAUUUUGUUUAAACUGAACAUGAAUUAAUCAAAAAAUAUUUCAAACCAAAUCAACGUAAACCUUUAUUCAAGACAAUAUUCGUUCUAUGAGAACGAUGAAACCUUUGUAUGCAACUUGAUUUAAAGUCAAAUGAAAUUUAGCGUGUAUGGUGCGACCUAUCACCGCUAUUUUGAAGUGAUCAAAAUUCAGUCAGAAUAAUAAGACUGAGACGACAGUCUGCUUUGUUGAAACAUUGUUCAACAACUUGAAGUUGUUUGUGGUUUGUGAAACAAUUUUUGAAGAAAAAGUUGUGCUUGCACCCAUUGAAAAUAAGAAUCCAAUCGAGGGCAGACAACGAAUGUGAGAAUUGGCAUAUCCGCGAAAAUGUUCCUUCUUCGUUCAAUUCCUCUCAGAGCAUCACUGACCCAGCGAAAUAAUAUACAAAAUUUAUGCCUCCGGUUGGCAUCAACUCAUCGCGAAAUUCCUGCGCUCACCAAGGAGCGCUACCCGGUGAAACGUGGUCAGUUCUCCGAAGUGACCGACAGUGAUGUGGCAAAGUUCGAAUCGAUCCUCGGUGGCAGCAGUCGGGUGUUGCAACAGGCUGAGGACAUUCAGGGAUAUAACAUCGACUAUCUGGGCAGUGUUCGAGGCUACAGCAGAGUAGUGCUGAAGCCGAAGAGUACCGAGGAAGUGGCGGAUAUCAUGAAGUACUGCAACGAAAGGAAACUGGCGGUGUGUCCCCAGGGAGGAAACACCGGAUUGGUCGGAGGAUCCGUUCCGGUAUUUGAUGAAGUGGUCAUAUCUCUGCAGCUGAUGGACAAGAUUGAACAAAUCGACGAAUACUCAGGGAUUCUAGUUUGUCAGGCUGGAUGCGUUUUGGGAACUUUGGAGGAGAAAGUUAACGAUAAGGGCCUGGUGAUGCCACUGGAUUUGGGUGCGAAGGGAUCUUGCCACAUUGGAGGAAACGUUUCAACAAAUGCCGGUGGAUUACGGUUGGUUCGUUAUGGAAAUCUGCACGGAUCGGUGCUGGGUGUGGAAGCUGUAACAGCGGAAGGGCGAGUCAUGGAUCUCAUGUCCAACUUUAAGAAAGACAACACCGGUUAUCAUCUCAAACACCUGUUCAUAGGCUCGGAGGGCACAUUGGGCAUCAUUACGAAACUGUCGAUCUUCUGCCCGACGGCGUCAAAAUCUGUGAACGUAGCUUUCCUGGGUUUGGAAAGCUAUGAUGCGGUCAAGAAUACAUUCAUGGCAGCUAAAAGAGGACUAGGGGAAAUUCUAUCGUCAUGCGAGAUGAUCGAUGAGGCGUCUCUGGAGAGCAGCACAUACCAUUUCAAUCUACAGUCUCCUAUAGAGAAAUAUCCAUUCUACAUGCUGAUUGAAACUUCGGGAAGCAACAUGGCGCACGACGAAGAGAAACUCUCUAACUUUUUGGAAAGUUCUAUGGAGAAUGGGCUAGUACUGGAUGGGACCGUUACGAACGAACCAACUAAAAUGAGAAACAUCUGGAAACUCCGCGAAUUGAUCGCCGAUAGUCUGAUCAACGAUGGCUACUGUUUCAAGUAUGACAUCUCGCUUCCGCUGGACAAUUUUUACGACAUUGUCCUCGCGGUACGGGAUCGUGUUGGACCACUGGCUACCAAAGUCACAGGCUAUGGCCACAUCGGUGAUUCCAACCUGCACUUGAACGUCUCCUGUCCGAAGUUCACGCCUGAGAUCUACAGACUGUUGGAACCGUUCGUGUACGAAUACACCAGUAACGUGAGAGGAAGUGUUAGUGCAGAGCAUGGAAUAGGGUUCCUGAAGACAAAAUAUUUGAAAUACUCGAAGCGGCCGGAAUCGCUGCUACUGAUGCAACAGAUGAAGCAAUUGAUGGAUCCUAACGGAAUCCUGAAUCCGUAUAAAGUGCUACCUCAGGUUUAAUGUGUGUUAUGUAAAACUAUUUAAUUUUGUAUGAAUAAAUAUAUAAUCUUUUUGUAAAAUU
Molecule: messenger RNA, 4206 nt
Organism: Aedes albopictus (Asian tiger mosquito)
Lineage: Eukaryota; Metazoa; Arthropoda; Insecta; Diptera; Culicidae
Product: D-2-hydroxyglutarate dehydrogenase, mitochondrial-like
Exons: 5
Coding region: 2610-4145 (511 amino acids)
Cellular component (GO): mitochondrion
Molecular function (GO): FAD binding; catalytic activity
Source: RefSeq, a predicted model, not a curated record